Cyclopterus lumpus (lumpfish) is the source of this 2139-nucleotide messenger RNA. Its product is annotated as regulator of G-protein signaling 1-like. The coding region runs from base 189 to 740 and encodes 183 amino acids. Lineage: Eukaryota; Metazoa; Chordata; Actinopteri; Perciformes; Cyclopteridae. The record is from RefSeq and is a predicted model, not a curated record. The transcript is spliced from 5 exons.
GGAGGAGGAGGAGGAAAAAGGGGUGCUUCCUCUUCAGCCUGGGCUGCUGAUGUAUCCUAGAAGCCCCAGUCCGUAGCAACAGGAAACCUUGGUAUAAAAAGCCGCGUCGCAGGGGGAACCCUCCUAAGUGUCUCUCAGCCGCAGCAUGACCCGGACCGAGAGCCUGAGAGUGUGGACUUAACACGACAAUGCCCACCGAACCACCCGACACACAACUCUUCAUCAUGGACAGAGAUGACAGGCAGAGGAACAAGAACAUCGGAAAGAACUUUAUGUGCCGACUCCAGUGCAUGUUCUCACACCCAUCAAGCUCUGAGAGCAGGCUAAGUUUAGAAGACACCCAACAAUGGUCACAGUCACUGGAAAGGCUCCUCGAGUCUAAAUAUGGGUUGGCCACUUUUCGCAACUUUCUGAAAUCUGAAUACAGCGAUGAGAAUAUUGAGUUCUGGCUCACCUGCGAGGACUAUAAGAAGAUCAAGUCUUCAUUCAGAAUGUCCUCAAGAGCCAAGAAGAUUUACGAGCAGUUCAUCAAAGCAGAGUCUCCGAAAGAGAUCAACAUUGACUAUCACACCCGAGAGCAGAUCAAAAGGAACGUCAAAACUCCCACCAUGCACUGCUUUGACGACGCUCAGAAGAUAGUUUAUGGGCUGAUGGAAAGAGACUCGUACCCGCGGUUCCUCCGCUCAGACAUUUAUAGAACUCUCCUGGAAAACCUCGCAGCAGACGCCACGAAGGGAUGAAAGCGCAGUCGGAGAGAGAGAGAGGGAGAGAGGGAGAGAGAGAGAGAGAGAGAGAUAUAGAAAGAAAGGACAUAAAACCCAUAACUGGAAUGUUUGAGCUCCUUCAGGAGGAAGGGACCGACAACAAAGGAGGAAGGAGGGGACACCAGCAAAGGCCUUGCCAUCGCCAUCGCAUCCAAAUGUGCCUCAGUCCUGUCACGGGAGGACGGAAACACACAUCUGAGGACCGUGUCACGAGGAGAAGAAUAAACAUGACCAGCCCUAAUGAUGAUGCCUAAUGAUGAUGAGCCCUAGUGUGUGUUUGCACUGGAUGAUAAGUCUGUGUGUGCAGGCCAAUUGGAACCACUUUAGACAAUGGACGAAUCAGCGAGGGGGCCGACGUCCGCUCCGACCGCGGCGCCGCGUCAGCAAACCGUGCAGCGGACCUCCUUUGGCCUUUUUUGCAGAGGUGCUUCCUGGGCAGAUUAAGAUAGAGGAUGUAAAACGCAAGGGUCACGCUUAGUGUGUGUGUGUGUGUGUGUGUGUGUGUGUGUGCGUGUGCGUGCGUGUGUGUGUGUGUGAGAGAGAGGGUGAAAGUGAGUAUUUAGUUUUUAACUGCCACUGACACAGAGUACGAUGUCACGAAAGGAGUUGGACAUUUAUCUAAUGACAGCACGAGGGAGGACAACAAAUCCAUCGCAGAUAGACUCAAUCGUGAUAUUUCAGAAGGCCACUUCUGGAAGAGGCAUUCUGGGACACUUGAAAGGGAGAAGUAUUCUUCUGUUUCGAAAUCUUGUUCAGAUUGGACUGAUAUGGGGUUGUAAAAACUGAUACUGAUACUUCUUUAGAUUUAAGCUGCCUGUUGGAGAUAUUUGUGUCAAUGUUGAAUAUAUUUCUAAUUUCCAAAUAUAAAAAAAGAAAAGUAGCUAGUGUCUCAAAAAAUUAUCCAGAAUAAAUAUAUUUAUUUUAUGAUAACAAAACAUAAUCAUGCACAUUUUCUUGUGGAAUCUGAACCAAAUUCUGCACUACAGCAACUAAGAAGUUCCUUUUUUUACCGCCGGUGGCAUCUGAUUUAAUUCCUCAGCCGGCCGGCCGGUAUCUUAUUCCAAGUCAACUUCUUACACAAGUAUCAGGAGUUGUGAUUUCAUUUAAUAAACUAUUUGAGUGGAAUUAUUAAAGGGAUAGGAUGUUUCACCUUGCAUGAUAGGAUGUUAAAACCCUGAGAAUAUGCCUUAUUCUUGCUUUCCAAAGCAUGUUGUUUUAAUGUAUUCUUAAGGGGGAAAUGCUAAGUUAACUUAAAAGUGAAACAGUGUAUUAUUUAUUGUUAAUUAUCACCAUUUGAGUACAACGUGUUUUGCAGUGUUGAAGUGAUUGUUAAAAUGUUAGUCAUUAGAACGACAUUAAAUGAUUGAAGGUGAAA